AUGGACGAUCUGCGUCGGUUUUGCCAGCUACUUCCUAAAAUUGAGCUUCAUGCUCAUCUGAACGGUUGUAUUCGUACAUCGACGUUCCGCCAACUACUUUCAUCAACAGCGGACCAGCUUCGUCUAGAUGCAUUGGACAAGGAGUUUCAAUCGGGUGACACACAUGCGAGAAUGGCAAAUGUGUUUGAAAAAUUUGCUUUACUUCGUUCAUGUGUAACAAAUUUGGAUGAGAUUCGUCGCAUUACACGUGAGACACUCGAAGAUUUCAUUGCCGAUCAUAUCAUGUACGUGGAAUUACGAACUCGACCACGUUCGUUCGAUAAUGGAGCGAUUCCGAUGUCAAGUUAUGUCGAAGCUAUCUUAGAAACUAUGAAACAGUACAAAAAUCAAAUAUGCUCACGGUUAAUUCUAAGUAUUGAUCGAACACAAACCGUCGAUCAAGCCAUGGAAACACUGAAAUUAGCAGAGAGAUAUCGUCCAGAUGUAGUUGGCCUCGAUUUAUCCGGUGAUCCAAAUGUUAAAUCAUUCGAACGUUUUCUUCCGGUAUUCAAUCUAGCCAAACAAAUGAAUUUACCCACCACCAUUCAUAUCGGUGAAUUACCUGAUGCCGAGUGCUUACGUGAGAAUGAUCUCAUCCUUGAUUUCAAACCCUCACGUCUUGGCCAUUUUAAUUUUCGUACGAAAGAACAAGAGCAACGUGUGAUUAAAGAGCAAAUUCCUUUGGAAAUAUGUCCAACAUCGAACCUAUUAACCAUGAAACAUCCAUUGGCAAUCUGUACGGAUGAUAAUUGCUAUGUUUUGAUCAAAUUAGAUGAGUAUAUUCCGAAUCAGCCACCGAAUCCUGCCAAUUUCGGCUAUUGGCAGAACAACAGCCGCGAUCGCACUGAAAUCUCAUCCUCAAUAUGCGAGACAUAUUACACCGAUUGA
This is a messenger RNA of Adineta ricciae, 927 nucleotides long. The record is from the annotation of a GenBank genome assembly. NCBI's taxonomy places the organism in Eukaryota, Metazoa, Rotifera, Eurotatoria, Adinetida, Adinetidae.